Messenger RNA from Limulus polyphemus (Atlantic horseshoe crab), 5064 nucleotides. Its product is annotated as putative ATP-dependent RNA helicase DHX57. Bases 155 to 4066 code for a protein of 1303 amino acids. The record is from RefSeq and is a predicted model, not a curated record. Lineage: Eukaryota; Metazoa; Arthropoda; Merostomata; Xiphosura; Limulidae. Gene Ontology annotation, cellular component: intracellular anatomical structure. The transcript is spliced from 26 exons. Gene Ontology annotation, molecular function: ATP binding; RNA binding; protein binding.
UUGGGUUUGUUAGUUGGAGAAUGUGGAGAAAUUUUUGCAAUUUGGAAAACUGAAUUGGUUAAACGUUUUAAACAGUUUUUUUUGCUUCUGGAGAAACAAGGCUGAUUGAAUUGAUAGCUUUAAAACUUCGAAAGUAUUAUAAUAUUUUGGCCUAAUGAGUGAAGUUCAGGUAGAAAACAGGAGAAGAAAGUUAACUUCUGGUGGCAAUAGAGUGGGUAGAGGAGGAGGAAAGGUUCCUCAAGUUUCACAGUCCAGAAGGGGUGGCUUCAGUAGAAAAACUACUUAUCUUAAUGAUGGAGCAGAUUUCAGUGUAUCUGAUGGAGUAGAUUUCAAUACAGAAAAAGGACAACAUUCUACAUCUACCAGUCAUCAAACAAGAAAAGUUCAUUUGCAGCAGUUCACUUUGAGUUGUGAAAAUCAGGAAUUAAUUGAAAGUGUCUUGAAAGAUUUAAAAGGAGAAAUAGAAAAUCCUGAACAGUUAACAAAAAAGGAUCAUGUAAGAACCUUAGGACAGAAAUACUGGUUAAAUGAUGAUAAACUGAUAAUCGAGGAUUUUACAAGCUAUUCAGACUUUACUGAUGGAAUUGCAGAUGAUUCAGAAUUCACAAACAAGUAUGCUGUACAGAAAUUGCAGAGGUAUGGGUUUGAAAAAGAUAUUUGUCAGAGAGCACUGAAAGAAAGUCAUGAUGAUGUAGGUAAAGCCUUAGAGAGUCUAUUGAAGGCAUGUGCAGAAAAGUUUGUUCACAAAGAUUUUUUCAAAGAAUAUGAUUCCCCAUUUAACCCCAAAGAAAUAAUGGAGGCUCGAGAAGAAGAAAAGAUAGCUUUAGAGGCUAUCUUUGGUAGUAGUUUUUGUGAACACAUAUUAAAUAAGGUUUGGAUAGUGACUUUACAUCUUCCAUACUUACAUGAGUAUUUCCAAAAACAAACACCUACACCAAAUAAAUCCUCCACAUCUAAAGAUAGAUCCAAAGUUUGUAUUUUCUAUCAGCAAGGUAAAUGUCGUUAUGGAAGAAGUUGUAAAUUUUCACAUGCAAGUCAGCACACAGGUCCAGUAGAAAAAAUUAUUGUUGAGAAACAGGUGGAAAAUGAACAUUUUGAAUUACAAGUUCGCUUUCCAGAUAAUAACUGCUAUCCCUUUGAACCACCUCUUGUGUGUUUUUUAGCUCAUAAUGAUUCUAUUCCGUCAAGUGUAUGUUUAAAGAUUACAUUAUACUUGCUGAGGAAGGCUUAUGUCCUAGCUGCUGAUAAUAAUCCUGCUGUAUAUACCUUGACCACCUUGUUUGAUGAUAGAGAUUCAAUUUUAGCAGUUUUGGAUGGAGAACAAAUACACUUAAAUUAUUUUAGCCCUACCAUCCAUUCUCAACCUUAUACUCGUGAACCAGAAUCAAAAAAUGAAGCUAGUACAGAAAAUGAGAUGGCAGAAACCAAGCAAAAUUGUCAGCUUGGGAAAGAAAUUUUUACAGACACAUUGGACAACAGAAAAUCUAGACUUCAAACAGAGAAAGAGAUCCAAAAGUUGAAAAAAGCUUUUGUAGCAAAGCAGUCAAAUUCAAGAUACUUAGAACGACAGAAACAACGACGGGAACUUCCUGCUUGGCAGGAAAGGCACAUAAUCUUAGAAGAACUAUGUAACCACCAAGUGAUUGUCAUUAGUGGAUUAACAGGGUGUGGAAAGACCACUCAAGUGCCUCAGUAUAUCUUAGAUGAUUGGCUAAGAGGAAAUUCUUCAUCACAUUGCUUGAUAAUUUGUACACAGCCAAGGAGAAUUUCUGCAAUAUCAGUGGCUGAAAGGGUUGCAUUUGAGAGAUCAGAAAAACUAGGUGAAAGUGUUGGUUAUCAAAUUAGAAUGGAGAGUGUUCAGUCUACUCAGACAUGUCUGCUGUUUUGUACCAUGGGCAUCUUGCUACGAAGACUUGAAGGUGAUCCUCAGCUAAGUGGAGUGACUCAUUUACUUGUUGAUGAAGUUCAUGAGAGAAGUGAAGAAAGUGACUACUUACUUAUGGUGCUUCGAGAUAUCCUUCCACAACGACCAGAUCUUAAGCUUGUGCUGAUGAGUGCAACCCUUAAUGCUAGAUUAUUUUCAGAAUACUUUGGACAUUGUUCUAAUAUUGAAAUACCAGGUCGUACUUUUCCUGUUAAAGAGUUUUUCCUAGAAGAUGCAUUACAUAUGACAAAGUACAUAAUGGAAGAUGGAUCACCUUAUAUGAAGGAACAAGCAAAAGGAAAAUGGAAGGAUAUUGACGAUGAAAGGGAAGAUAAAUACCGUUGUGGAAAUCUUGAUAAAGAUUCUGAUAGUAAUUUAUCUGUUAAAAUGCUGGCUUUACGAUACCCAGGUUGCAGUAAAAAUUCUCUUGAAACAUUGGCAGCCAUGGAUUUGCAAAAGAUCAAUUAUGACCUAAUAGAAGCUGUUCUUGACUGGAUUGUGAGUGAUGAACAUGAGUAUCCAAAAGGAGGAGCUAUUUUGGUAUUUCUACCAGGAAUGGCAGAAAUUACUUCAUUGUAUGAACAACUACGAAACCAUUCAGUAUUUGGAGAGAAAGCAAGGAGGUUUAAACUUUUGCCUCUUCAUUCAUCUUUAAGUAGUGAAGAACAGUCCCUUGUUUUCAGCAAAAUGGAUAAAGGUGUCAGAAAGAUUGUUUUGUCAACGAAUAUUGCUGAAACAUCUGUGACAAUUGAUGAUGUGGUGUAUGUUGUGGACACUGGAAUGAUGAAAGAAAAAAGAUAUGAUCCUAGUAAAGGUAUGGAGAGUUUAGACACAGUACGGAUAUCUAAGGCCAAUGCAGUUCAAAGAAAAGGAAGAGCUGGUCGAGUACAACCUGGAGUAUGCUUUCAUUUAUUCACAAGUCAUCAUUUUAAAAAUAACCUCAGACACCAUCCAGAACCUGAAAUUCAACGAAUUCCAUUGGAACAGAUAGUCCUGAGAGUAAAGUUAAUGCCAAUCUUCGCCAAAAAGUCUGUUCUGGAUGUUUUGUCUUCCACUUUGGAACCUCCACCAAGUGAGAGUGUGAAAAUGGCUGUCAACAGACUACAAGAGCUGGGAGCUCUUGAUAAGAUGGAGGACUUGACACCAUUAGGAUAUCACAUUGCAUCUUUACCUGUGGAUGUUAGGAUUGGAAAAUUGAUGCUGUUUGGGUCCAUGUUCCAAUGUUUAGAUUCUGCCCUUACUAUUGCAGCCUGUUUGAGCUACAGAUCUCCAUUUAAAACAGAAUUUAUAAAACGAGAAGAAUCAGAAAAAAAGAAAAAGGAAUUUUCAGCUGGCAAGAGUGAUCAGCUUACUGCACUUAAAGCCUACAAAGGGUGGAAACAAGCAUGUAAGAAAGGUAAAGGCUACAACUACUGUAGGGAAAAUUUCCUUUCAAUUAAUACGUUGCAGACAAUAGCUAGCAUGAAACACCAAUUUGUGGAACUCUUAGCAACUAUAGGCUUUGCUCCAAAAGGUUUGACAUUUUCCCAUCUGGAAAGAAUGUCAAGAAAAAAUGGAGAUGUAAUCAUGGAAACUACAGGAUCUCAGUUUAAUGUUCACUCUGAAAACCUAAAACUAGUGUCUGCAAUACUCUGUGCAGCACUAUAUCCCAAUGUUGUUCAGGUUCUUACCCCAAUGGUGCGGUAUGCUAGUAGUAGUGGUGGUACAGUCAGAAAAGAUCCAAAACCUGAAGAGCUGCGUUUCAAAACCAGAGGGGAUAAUUAUGUGUUUAUUCAUCCUUCAUCUGUGAAUUUUAAUGUUGGUAAUUUUGAAAGCCCUUAUCUAGUGUAUCACGAGAAAGUAAAGACUUCUAAGGUUUAUAUUAGAGAAUGUAGUAUGGUUCCAGUUCAAGCCUUGUUUCUUCUUGGUGGAGGACAGUUAUCUGUAGAAAUGUACAAAGGAGAUUUAACUCUUUCUCUUGAUGAUGGCUGGGUACAUGUAAAAGUUACAUCCCCACAUGUGGCUGGGCUAAUUUGUGAACUAAAGUCUGAACUGAGUCAAUUGCUGAAAGACAAGAUUGAAGAUCCCUCUAUUGAUCUUUGCACCUGUCCCCGUGGUCAUAAAAUAAUCACCACUAUAAUGACAGUACUAUCAACAGAAUAGACAUAUUUAAUAUUCAGUAUUUUAUUUAGAUUGAAAUAUUUGUUUCAUACAUGUUUUAUGUAUGAAGAUGACAUUUUGUAAUGUUUGAAAAUUCAGAAAUAAUCAAACAUUUUAGACCUAGAUGUAAACAAACUAGGUUGAGCCACCUUUAAAAUACUAAUACAACUUAAAAUAUUUAUUGGUGUGAGUGCAACUGAUAGGAUCUGACAUGAUCUGGUGGUUAGGGUGCUCAAAUCUCAAUCUACAGGUCACUGGAUCGAAACUUUCACCGAACAUGCCUGACCUUUCAGCUGGAUGUGUAUGUGUGUUAUAAUGCUACGAUGAAUCCCACUGUUUGUUGGUAAAGAGUAGCCCACGAGUUGGUGGUGUUGACUAGCUGUAUUUCUCCUAGUCUAUCCCUUUGAAAUUAUGGAUGGCUAGUUUAGGUAGCUCUUGGGUAAUUUUGUGCAAAAAUUCAAUCACAAACAAGCAACCGAAAGUGUAAGUAAAAAAAAAAUACCAUAUUGUAUAUGGUUUUGUUACAUAUUAAAAUUAACAAAUGCCAACAAGUCAGUUAUUAAAAAUGAUGUUCAAUCAUCUUAUUUUCAUAAUUGAUAAUAACAUUCAUAAACUUACAGGAAACUGUAACUUUUGGUCUCUGCUGAAGUUAUAGAUCAAUAUACUUUAAUAAGGAAGCUUGUAUGUUCAUAAGACAACUUCUGAUCUCACAUGGUUGAUUUGUGGCCUCAAUCUGAUUUACUUUAUUCAGAAACUGCAUUCAUCACUGGCAUUAGUGAAAAUCUUAAAAAUUAUUUGGAUAAACAGAUAAAUCACACACCUGUUAUGCAUUUUCUGGUAUACUUAAUCCAAUUCAGUUUGGUUUGAUUCAGUUUACUUUGGUAUUUGCAUAUUCCUCUAUAUAGGUCUGUAGCUAUCUCUUUGUUUGAACCAAUUUAGCCUUGUAUGCGAUAAAGAUACACAGGUUGAUAUACUAAAUUUGCAGUUUUCAAUGGUGAUAA